AUGUCCUUCAAACGCGCGCGCGCGCAGAACCGCCCGACGCCGGACUCGACUAAACCCGCGGUCGGGCGCGUCAUCCAUCGCAUCAAGGGCGCGGUCGACUCGCUCGCGCGAGAGCGGUCGUCGCGCGCCGUCCUCGAGCUCGACACCGCGCACACGUUCGCGCACCUGAGCGCGCAGAUCGCGGGGUUGCAGACGGCGUUCACGACGCUCGCGGACGGCGUCAUCGACGAGCUCGACGCGCAGCGCGAAGAGCACGCGCGGUGGCGAAGAGAGAGCGACCGAUGGGUUGGAAAGAUGGCGCACCUGGAGAGCGAAAUUUGGAAACGGUGCGACGUCGUCGACGACGCGUUGGACGAGAAGAACGCCGUCUCGCGCGCGACGUUCGAUAAGCUCCGCGACGAGAUGGGCCACGCCGAGCGCGCGGUGACGGAGGCGAGGAUGGCGCUCAUCGACGCGGAGCGAAGGGAGGCGGAGACGGCGCACGCGAUGGCGUCGUUGCGCGCGAAAGCCGAGGGCGCGGAUUUGCGGUUGCAGGAUCAGAUCGACGCGCUCGACGCGCGGCUGGCGGCGACGACCGCGGCGGCGAAGGAGGAGAAGGAGAAGGAGAAGGAAAAGGAAAAGAACGCUUCGACGUCGACCGUUACAGAGCGCGACGUCGUCGAGCUCAGGGACUGGACGAGUAAGGUAACGUCCGCGCACGACGAGCGCCUUCGACGGGUGGAACGCGAGGCGAGGGACGCGAGGGAAGCGCUCGCGGAGACGCGGGGGAUGUUCAUGUGCGUUUCCGCGCUGGUUCCCGUACGACCGCGUUCGCGUGGUGAACGCCGUUUCUUAAGGACUUUUCCCGGCGCAUCUCUCCGCCCACACCACAGUUUCAAUCCCGACACACCUCGACGAAGGCCUUUCAACUCCGCUUCUGACGCCUUUCAACUCCACCCCGACGUCGCUUCGCGUGGAACGGCGCUCAGGUCGGCGGCGGCGUCCAUGUCCGCGCGAAGCGGCCAACGACGCGGGGGAGGGAGCCGCGGCGUAUCCGGCGGCGGUGCGGGGGGAGGGAGCGUCGCUCCCCCCUCGCGCGGAGACGGCGGGGGAGGGGACCGGCGUGGGAUGGACGUCAGCGCGUGGUCCACGGGAUCGACGUGA
Micromonas pusilla CCMP1545 is the source of this 1143-nucleotide messenger RNA. RefSeq lists its product as uncharacterized. Lineage: Eukaryota; Viridiplantae; Chlorophyta; Mamiellophyceae; Mamiellales; Mamiellaceae. The transcript is spliced from 2 exons. Bases 1 to 1143 code for a protein of 380 amino acids. The record is from RefSeq and is a predicted model, not a curated record.